AUGGUGCUACAGGCGCCUGUGGUACGUGCUCUCAUUAUCGUCAGUGAUAUCAUUGCCGUUGCCGAGAUGAGAGAAGAAGCGAAGACUUUCUCCGGUAAUUCCGGUCUUCUCCGUUGGCUCGCGCUGCUUCUCGCAAUCUUCGGUGUACACACGCUGGCACGAGUAACCUCGGUUAAAAAAUCUCAGAUAAAGCUCUCUGAAUACUGCUUCUACGGUUGUUCCGCUUUCGUUGACGUCUCGCUUGCUUCUUUCUCCGCUCAACAGCCUAUGCUCUUCCAAAACAUCCUUCUUCGCUUCGAUCUGAUCACCUGCGGUCCUUUACUCACCGCUCAAGAGAACGCCACCUUUGUGUGCAAUUUUGUGAUCAUCUGCGAAAUGUUCGUGCUGUGCCUGCUGGCCACCGUACUGUUGGCACCUCGACGAAACGCCAUGUUUGACAACUAUCGCCGACUGAAGACGUCAUCUGUGCACGACACGGACGAGUCUGAACUCGGCCCAGACGAUGUGGGCAUUGAGUUUGGUCAUCGGCCUUGA
This is a messenger RNA of Ostertagia ostertagi, 534 nucleotides long. NCBI's taxonomy places the organism in Eukaryota, Metazoa, Nematoda, Chromadorea, Rhabditida, Trichostrongylidae. The record is from the annotation of a GenBank genome assembly.